AUGGGUUCCACUCAGCUGCCUGUUGGCCAACUCCGAGCCUCACUCACUGCAUCUCGUGUCCUUGUCCCUGGGGAUGAUGGUUACCAGAACAGCCUCCAUAGAUGGUCUGAAGCAGCAGAGAAACCAGCUGCUUUGCAAUUCGCACAGGAGCAUAACCUCGAUGUUGCUGUUGUCGGUGGAGGCCACUCUACAUCUGGGUCUUCUUCCACAGAUGGUGGACUAGUUGUGGACUUGACCAAGAUGCGCAACGUUACCGUUGAUUACGCCAACAACACUAUUACGGCGCAGGGAGGCACCAUCUGGGAGGAUGUUGACUAUGCUGCCGCCAAAUACGGCCUGGCUACAGUCGGCGGCACUGUCAACCACACAGGAGUCGGAGGUCUCACCUUGGGUGGAGGCUACGGCUGGCUUACUGGAAAGUAUGGAUUGACUAUCGAUAACCUCCUUGCAGCUGAGGUUGUGCUCGCCGAUGGCCGAAUCGUGCAAACAUCAGAAUCGGAAAACCCUGAUCUAUUCUGGGCACUGAGAGGUGCCGGCCAGAGUUUUGGUGUUGCUACGAGUUUUACCUUCCGUGGGUACAAGCAGGAGAAUUCCGUUUACGGCGGCUUGCUCGUCUUCAAGCCUGAUGCCCUGGAGAAGGUGGUCGAGUUCGCAAAUUGGUUGGUAAAGGCAACUGAAGGCGAGAGCGGCAUGGUUGUCGGUAUUGGUGCUCCCGCACCAGCUCGUAAAGUCAGUGUCCUGACAAUCAUCUUUUACAACGGAAAUCAAGCCAAAGCCAGAGAAUAUUUUGCACCUCUCUUUGCCCUCGAGCCAUUGGCCGAUCUGACCCGGGAGAUGCCCUACAGAGACGUCAAUGCAAUGCUCAACACUGUCUCGACUCACGGCGACCGGAAGACACAAAAGGGCUCAGCUUUCUCGGUACCCUUGUCGACAUCUCUCGCCAGGACUCUUCUGACUGACUACACCGAGUUCAUCAAUGAUGUUCCAGAUGCUGUCAAGUCCAUUAUACUCAUGGAGUUCUUUUCGCAGAGGCAGGUGAAUAAAGUCUCACAAACGGCCAUGUCAUUUGCCAAUCGUGGCGAGCAUUACAAUAUCCUUUUCAGCACUCGCUGGGUCGGCGACAAAAACGACAAGAUAUGCCGAGAUUGGACUCGUGCUAUGGGCCAAAAGGUCAAUGAGGAGUUGAAGAAGGAUUUGACUGGGGAUGGCGUUGGAGAAUAUGGAAAUUAUGACGGGGUUGCUACAUCUCUAGCUCAGGAGAUCUUUGGGGUAAACUACGAUAAGGUACUAGCUUUGAAGAAGCAGUAUGAUCCCAAGAAUGUGUUCAAUAAGGGCGCUGGGAAGUUCUCUUUGUAA
This is a messenger RNA of Fusarium tjaetaba, 1356 nucleotides long. RefSeq names its product FAD-binding domain protein. Gene Ontology annotation, molecular function: oxidoreductase activity; FAD binding. The record is from RefSeq and is a predicted model, not a curated record. The transcript has 3 exons. NCBI's taxonomy places the organism in Eukaryota, Fungi, Ascomycota, Sordariomycetes, Hypocreales, Nectriaceae. The coding region runs from base 1 to 1356 and encodes 451 amino acids.